AUGCUUGGGCCAUUGCCUCACAGCUCGACCAAGUUCGAACUUCGCGACGUCGAGACCGGAAUUCCAGGAUCCAACAACAUCAACGGCGGGGUGCUACUGGCAUUGAACCGUCUCAGACAUCUCAAAGUUGUCGGAAACGGUGAACUGAUUGAAGCUGGGCCAGGAAAUAGAUGGAUCGACAUCUACAACGCCCUGGACCCUUAUGGGCGGUACGCAAUUGGCGGCCGAGGAAAGUCAAUCGGGAUAUCUGGACUCUCACUAAUCGGCGGAUUCCACUAUUUCAACAACAAAUACGGGUUUGCAAUGGACAACGUCGUAAGCUACGAUGUUGUUCUUGGGAAUGGAACACAAGUCGUUGCGAAUGCGACAACUCACUCCGAUCUGUUCUGGGCCCUGAAGGGAGGCGUCAACAACUUCGGAGUCGUUACACGCUUUAUUUACAAAACCUUUGAGGCUCGGCAAAUCAGUACGACCAUCCAGGAGUUUGACGAGGGUGCUAUCCCGGCAUUCAUCAAGGCCGUCUGUGAUUUUGUUGAAGCAGACGACCCGUCUAUUGCCGCUGGCGGAGUGGUGACUAUACAGAAGAAUGCUACAACAAAGCUGAUUUCGGCUAGAAUAAUGGGCGUUCAGGAGGGAGCGAACUCUCCACCGCACCGAUUCUCCAACUUCUCUACAAUCUCGGCGACAUCCAGAGUAGACAAUGUCACCACGCCCAAGAUCUGGCAUUCAAUGCUCGAGUCCCCUUACCAAAUGUUCAGAAACACCUAUGGGCAGCAUGCUAUCAAGCCGAAUUCAGACGCGAUCUACGGGAUGUACAAGCAGUGGAGGGACGCUGUGGACGACAUCAGUGAUGUCCAAGGCCUCUAUCCCACGUUCAUUUUGAACAUGUCGCCAAAGUCAUCCGCUAGAGUGGCCAAGACUAACGGCAUUGGUAAUACCUGGGGCUUGGAUGAUAACAUCGACGAGAUUUGGUGGCAAUUUUCUACGGGAUGGGACCGUGAAGAGGACGACCUGCGUAUCACAUCGUGGACCAGGUCCCUACUUGCGCGCCUACACUCUGAAAAUCGUCUUAAUGACUUAGCAUCAUCGGAAUUUGUUUAUAUGGGAGAUGCUUCCGAGACCCAGAACGUUUUUGCCGGUUUCCCUGUUGAGAAUAUCGAGAGGAUGAGGGAGAUUAGAGGAAGAUAUGACGAACUCGGGGUGUUCACUACGCUCAAUUGGGGGGGCUUUAAGCUUGGGUACUGA
Messenger RNA from Colletotrichum costaricense, 1245 nucleotides. RefSeq names its product FAD binding domain-containing protein. The record is from RefSeq and is a predicted model, not a curated record. The transcript is spliced from 4 exons. Lineage: Eukaryota; Fungi; Ascomycota; Sordariomycetes; Glomerellales; Glomerellaceae. Gene Ontology annotation, molecular function: FAD binding. The coding region runs from base 1 to 1245 and encodes 414 amino acids.